This is a messenger RNA of Salvelinus namaycush (lake trout), 1778 nucleotides long. Its product is annotated as sterile alpha motif domain-containing protein 13-like. The coding region runs from base 456 to 755 and encodes 99 amino acids. The record is from RefSeq and is a predicted model, not a curated record. Gene Ontology annotation, molecular function: protein binding. NCBI's taxonomy places the organism in Eukaryota, Metazoa, Chordata, Actinopteri, Salmoniformes, Salmonidae. The transcript has 4 exons.
AACUAUAUACAAUGCUUCACAAAUACAGACAGAUUGCCUUUGGGUAAAUUCUAGACUAUUCAGCUCAUGAUAAAACCACAUGGUCAUGUAGAAGAUGUUCAUUGAAUAGGGAAGUUCUAAGAAUGCAGAUAAGGGGACUUUAAAUGGCUCCUCUGUCUUUGAAAUUGACUCAUCCGAGCACAACGAGUUCCUUGGCUUUUGAUCAGAGCAGAAUCCACAACUAAUGAACCCACAUACCUCUCUUUGUAUUCCAGUGUGCCCACUACUGUGAUGGGAUGAUCAUAUCCUCCACGUUUGUUAUGUAUACCCUUUAUGGCCCAUAUCCAUCAUCCAAUGAAGACUGUGCUUUUUGGGCAUCAUUAAAUGCACUUUCUGGUCUUUGCAUUUUUACUCUACUAUUUCAACAGUAUCAAGUUCUCCACAUCGCUUAGCAACUGAGUACUCAUGCAUCUGGAAUGGAGAACAAAACCAAUGGAUCACUGGAAGCCAAGCCUAAGGUGGAGAAUGGACAGCUGCCGGAUCCUGCUGACUGGGCGGUUACUGAUGUCGUUAACUAUUUCAAAGCUGCAGGAUUUGAAGAGCAGGCUACUGCUUUCCAGGACCAGGAAAUCGAUGGAAAGUCUCUGCUUCUGAUGACGCGGAACGAUGUCCUGACAGGCCUGUCCAUCAAACUGGGGCCAGCACUGAAGAUCUACGAGUACCAUGUGAAGCCACUCCAGACCCAGCAUCUGAAGAGUAAUGCUAAUGCAUCAUAGCAUCACCCCAUGCUCUUCCAUGUGCAACAGGACAGUCAUCUAUGGAGGAGGGUUGAGAGGCUGGACGGACAGACCAGGCCGAAGACGUUUAUGGACAGCAGAAGAUGGUGCUUAGAAAACUUAUUUGCAUCCUUAUGCAAAGUCAAUGUUCUUUUACUUGAAGUGAUGACCGAUGCCAAAUGGUUUACGCCGUGAAAUUAAUUUACAAAAGCAUGGCAGUGAUCAUACGGUUUUUAGUUAACUGAGUGAUAUUGGUUUAUGAAAGUAAGGACUUGAUUCCUUUAUUUGAAUACAAUUAUUUUACAGGUCUUAAAGUACACUGUAAAUUUUUUUCUUUUUCUAAGAGUUAGUUUCAAAAUAUUCUAAUCAAGCAUGCUACUGAAGCGGAUUCAACCGAAUUCGUUAAUUUAGGGGACAGUCCUUUUCAGAUGGACUCAAAGGUGCACUAGAUGUCUGACCUGCUGAUAAAUGUCCUAACCUUGUCUUGAUAUUUUCAUUAUAUACAAACUUUUGAACACGGUUUUGAUUUCAGAAAAAAUUGCAUGGUAAUUAGUUGGAGGAAAUGUGUUUGAACCCUAGUCUUAGAAUUACUGUUCCUCCAUCACUGUGAAUUUUUUCCCUAAUGAGCCACUAUGAAUAUUAGAUGAUCAAAUCAGUAUCUUUAAGCAUCAUGUACAUCAAUGAUCUAUUUAAAGUGAUGCUCUGGGAACUUUGUAUAAUUUCAGCCUGUAGUUUUGAAAGUGGUGCUUACAAGCCAAAACGGGUCCCCGUUUUGUGUACUAUGUUACGAAUUUGUGCUUAAGAUCCCAGACUGCAUAUUUAAGCACUUGGGGGUGGGGAAUAUAGGUUAAUAAGUGUUCUUUGAUUUCCUUAUUCACCAUAUUCUUUCAUCUUAAAAGGGUGGCUUUUUUAUUGUUUUAGAUAUUUUUAUCAAAAGUUGUAGUCUUUCCCUUUUGUAUUGUUAAGGUGCUCUGUUUGCAUUCUGUUAUGAAAUAAACUACUUGCAUCUUUAAUGAUUUGAGA